AUGGCCAUAGUCAACUUGUUCCUGUCGCCGUGGGCACUUCUCGCAGCGCCAGUCCUCCUCGCCGCCUGGUAUCUUUACCCUUUCUUCGUCACAUACGCCCAACUUCGAAGCAUCCCCGCGCCGUUCCCCGCCCAAUUCUCAAACCUUUGGCUGCUCUCGGUAUGUCGGCGGGGUGAUCGCUACUUGACCGUCGACGAGGUGCACAAGAAAUUGGGCCCUGUUGUGCGCAUCCAGCCCAACCAUGUCAGUGUGGCCGACGAUGAGGCCAUCCAGGUCAUUUACGGCCAUGGCAACGGUUUCCUGAAGAGUGAGUUCUACGACGCCUUCGUGUCGAUACAGCGAGGCCUCUUCAACACGCGCGACAGGGCUGAGCACUCGCGAAAGCGCAAGAUUGUCAGCCACACCUUCUCGCUCAAGAGCAUCUCGCAGUUCGAACCAUACAUCCACACCAAUCUCGAGCUGUUUGUGAAGCGAUGGGAUGAGCUCGUCGCCAAGAAUGCCAACAACAACCAAAACACCAAGACGCCGACGGCACACGUCGACUGCCUCAAGUGGUUCAACUACCUCGCCUUCGACGUGAUCGGCGACCUGGCCUUCGGCGCGCCCUUCGGCAUGCUGGAGCGGGGCGAGGACCUGGCCGAGGUACGGGCGAGCCCGGACUCGGACCCCAUUUACGCGCCAGCCAUCGAGAUCCUCAACCGCCGCGGCGAGGUCAGUGCCACGCUCGGGUGCCUACCGCAGCUCAAGCCCUGGGCCCCCUACCUGCCGGACCCCUUCUUCAGCCAGGGCGCCUACGCCGUGAAGCAGCUGGCCGGCAUCGCCAUCGCGCGCGUCAAGGGCCGCCUCGACAGCCCGCCCGCCAUCGACCGGAAGGACCUGCUGGCGCGGCUGAUGGAGGGCCGCGACGACAAGGGCGAGCCGCUCGGCCGCGAGGAGCUCACCGCCGAGGCCCUGACGCAGCUCAUCGCCGGCUCCGACACGACGUCCAACUCGUCGUGCGCCCUGCUGUACCACGUCGCGCGCACCCCGGGCGUGCUGCAGAAGCUGCAGGCCGAGCUGGACGAGGCCAUCCCGGGCGCCGACACGGUGCCGACCUACGAGAUGGUCGCCCAGCUCCCGUACCUGCAGAACGUCGUCAACGAGGCCCUGCGCCACCACUCGACCAGCGGCAUCGGCCUGCCGCGCCUCAUCCCCGCCGACGCGCCUCGUGGCGUCACAAUCCGGGGACACUACUUCCCGCCGGGCACGGUGCUGUCCGUCCCCUCAUACACGAUGCACCACUCGCCCGAGAUCUGGGGGCCCGAUGCCUCCGAGUUCCGGCCCGAGCGAUGGGAUUCCGUCACGCCGCGGCAGAAGAAUGCGUUUAUCCCGUUCAGUCAUGGCCCCAGGGCCUGCGUUGGCAGGAACGUGGCCGAGAUGGAGAUGAAGCUCAUCGUGGCUACGUGGGCGAGGCGGUAUGAUGUCUUCCUGCGCCAGGAGAUCAUGGAGACGCGCGAAGGGUUCUUGAGGAAGCCUUUGGGACUGGAAAUUGGGGUCAGGAGGAGGGCUUAG
This is a messenger RNA of Diaporthe amygdali, 1551 nucleotides long. RefSeq lists its product as uncharacterized. Lineage: Eukaryota; Fungi; Ascomycota; Sordariomycetes; Diaporthales; Diaporthaceae. The record is from RefSeq and is a predicted model, not a curated record. Gene Ontology annotation, molecular function: heme binding; iron ion binding; oxidoreductase activity, acting on paired donors, with incorporation or reduction of molecular oxygen. The coding region runs from base 1 to 1551 and encodes 516 amino acids. The transcript has 2 exons.